GUGCAUGGCCUGGGCUGGACAGGGGGAUAGUGUCUGAGCCGGACAUGGCUUCACCUCGGAGGGUGGUCGGCCGUUGUCCUGCUUUGUUCCUGCUGGCCGUGAUGGCUGAUGUGGUGGGACUUGGUCUUAUACUCAUUGGGAUCUUCGUCAACCUAGAGAUGGAUGGCAGGAGUUUUGGGGAGUUCCUCAUCUACACCGGUGGGAUUAUGCUCUUCUUCAGCCUGCUCUCGUGGCUGGCGUGGUACACCUUCAACCUGGAGGUCUCCAUGCAGGAACUCAUGAUGGACCCUUCUAUGACACAGAAGAAGAGCAACAUAGCCCAGAUAGCCAGGAAGUUCUCAGAGAGGUUCUCCAGAAGGGCUAAAAGAAAGGAUUCCUCUAGAGACACCCUUCGUACUCCAAACCAACCUGGAGAACCUCUCCAUCUAACCCCAUCUGUCUUUAUCAAUAAUGGGUUCAGCAGCCCCCUUGAUUCUCUGAGGUCCAGUGGCAACCACCUGGAGCUAAGUACAGUCAGUUGUUUGGAUGGGAACCCAAAGAUAGCAAUCACCCAGCACAUAGUAGACAAACUGGUGUAGGUCCCAUAAUCUGGAACUGAGAGGUCGUCUGACACUUUAACAUUUACAUGGAUAAAUCCUCGUUUUGGACGUUCGCAAGACUCGAGCUUUGGCUGCUGAU
Pelobates fuscus (common spadefoot toad) is the source of this 678-nucleotide messenger RNA. RefSeq names its product transmembrane protein 238 like (gene TMEM238L). The record is from RefSeq and is a predicted model, not a curated record. The coding region runs from base 45 to 578 and encodes 177 amino acids. The transcript is spliced from 2 exons. NCBI's taxonomy places the organism in Eukaryota, Metazoa, Chordata, Amphibia, Anura, Pelobatidae.